Messenger RNA from Beta vulgaris subsp. vulgaris (sugar beet), 1361 nucleotides. RefSeq lists its product as hypothetical. Lineage: Eukaryota; Viridiplantae; Streptophyta; Magnoliopsida; Caryophyllales; Amaranthaceae. The coding region runs from base 207 to 1280 and encodes 357 amino acids. The transcript is spliced from 3 exons. The record is from RefSeq and is a predicted model, not a curated record.
UUCAAACUAUAUGAAACCUCUCAAAUUUUUCUUAAAUCCUCCAUAAUACAUUUAAUUUCCUUACCUUCUUACAUUUAAAUCAAAGAUGAACAAAGUCAGUUGAAUCAUGUGUUAUACGAUAAAGUAUAAUUAAGGGAUAAUCACUCAUUUUUGUGCAAUUGCAAAGUAGUGAUUUUUAGAGUUUCAUAUUAAUAAAAGUGAUACUAAUGGAGAAAGGGAUCAAAUUUUGUGAUGAGAGUAACCCAAUUAUGGAGAAUAAUUCAUCAUCAACAAUUACAAAACCUUGGGAUUUUGCUAGAUAUGUCAAAACUUUGGUGGUUUUUUUAACACUUGGAGUUACAAUUCUCGUCUUGUAUUAUGCUUCAUGCAACAGCUAUGGCCGGCUUCUACGUAGCUUCGAGAGUUUCCCUUCUUCAGCGAAGGUCAAAGAUGAAUUCUAUGAGCUAAGGAAGGUUCUAGAGGCGGCUUCAACCAAAGAUAAAACAGUGAUUUUGACAACUUUGAAUGAGGCAUGGACAAAACCAGACUCUUUAUUUGAUCUUUUCUUAAAGAGUUUUAGAACAGGAAAUAAUACAGCACCACUUUUAAAUCAUUUGGUGGUUAUAGCAGUAGAUGAGAAGGCGUAUUUACGAUGUCAAAAGUUGGUCACUCAUUGUUAUUUUCACAAGACUAAGCAAUCUUCAGAAAUGGCUCAUGAAGCUAGGUUUAUGAGCCCUAUCUAUAUGGACAUGAUGUGGGAAAGAUUGGCUUUCUUACAAACCAUUUUAAGCUUGGGCUACAACUUUCUUUUCACGGAUACGGAUGUUAUGUGGUUUCGAGAUCCAUUCCCACAUUUCACUCUUGAUUCAGACUUCCAAACCUCAUGUGAUUUGUUCAAUGGCAUGGAGUUCGACAUACAGAAUUCCCCUAAUAAUGGAUUUCUGUUUGUAAGAUCCAACCAUCGAACCAUCAAAUUCUACAAAUUUUGGGUUUCUUCACGGAACACAUAUCCUAAUUUACAUGAACAAGAUGUUUUCAAUCGAAUAAAAAACGAUAUUUACAUACAAAAACUUGGAGUAAAAUUAAGAUUCUUGGACACAGAUUAUUUUGGCGGAUUUUGUUCACCAAGCAAAGAUUUCAAUAAGGUUUGCACCAUGCAUGCUAAUUGUUGUGUAGGGUUGGACAGAAAAAUAGCUGACCUUAAUACUACACUUGAGGUUUGGAAGAAUUAUCAAUUGUCUUCAAGUAAUACAACACAACAAUCUUCAGAUUGGACGGUUCCAAAACAAUGUCAUUUGUGACAUAUAUAGAAGUAUACAAAUGUUGACUUAUUUUUUUUGUUUUGGCCCCUAAUUCUAAUGGUUUCGAAUAGAUUUGCUUGA